CUCGUUUAUUAUUCACGUUGUAAUAUUUGCUCUUGUGAAAACAUGUCCUGUCCUUGCGUAAAAUAAAAUCAGUAUAACAUUUUUUUAGCUUUGGUGAUAGUAUUAACGGGUUAGGAAAUCCAAGAAUUAUGCAUUAGUAAUUACAUCGACUCAGUAGAAAUGGCAAAGGCUUUUCAAGCAGUCAAGCAGGUUUUCUCAAGGAAAAAGGGAGCCAUUUACAAUGGCCGAGGAGAGGAGUUCAAGUACUGGGAAAAAUAUAUGAUGCGAGAAAAGGCUAAUGUCAGGGGACCAGAAAUUUGGAGGAUGUUUGUUGGCUACAAGAAGAAAUAUAUACAUGACUGGUACUACGAUGAACAUCUUCCAAACACAACUAUAUCACAAAGCAAGCAAGUAAUGGGAAUAGAGAUGCCCUUAGUAAAACCGAUCAAAGAAUGGAAUAUAUAUCUAGGUGACAGGGUGGAGGUACUUGUUGGCAGAGAUAAAGGCAAAAUAGGUGAAGUUGUUGAAAUAGUCAAAGAAAGAAAUUGGUGUUUUGUUGAAGGGCUGCAUAUGGAGUACAAGAAUGCAGGUAGUAAUGCGUACAAAAAAUAUUUGAGAAGUUAUCCAAAAUAUAUGUCAAGUGAAAAGCCAUUGUUGGUUACGAAUGAAGUCAAAUUGGUUGACCCUGCCGAUAUGCGUGCAACAGAUAUUGAUUGGAGAUACACAGAAGAAGGUGAACGUGUGAGGGUUAGUGUAAGAAGUGGAAGAGUUAUUCCAAUACCACAUAAACAUAAGAAAACAUGGGAAGACUUUACCAGAUCCUGGGAAGUGAAAGCAACAAAGAAAGAUACAGCAGCAGCUAAUGUUCAGAAAGAAACUUAUGAACCCAAAUUGUGUACAUUUGAAGAGGAUAUAGCAAAAAGUAUGGGUAUUGAGUUGGAGAAAAGACCAAAUAGAAAUAGUUACUGGUAUUGAGUGUUGACACUGUAAGCAAGAAUAAUAAACAUGUGAAAUAAU
Mercenaria mercenaria is the source of this 996-nucleotide messenger RNA. RefSeq names its product probable 39S ribosomal protein L24, mitochondrial. Gene Ontology annotation, biological process: translation. Bases 160 to 954 code for a protein of 264 amino acids. The transcript has 7 exons. The record is from RefSeq and is a predicted model, not a curated record. NCBI's taxonomy places the organism in Eukaryota, Metazoa, Mollusca, Bivalvia, Venerida, Veneridae. Gene Ontology annotation, cellular component: mitochondrion; ribosome. Gene Ontology annotation, molecular function: RNA binding; structural constituent of ribosome.